AUGACAUAAAUAUUUAAAGCGUCGCGACGACAACUCCGAGUCGAAGUGUCAAUCCAUCGUCAUCGACGAGUAACGUUCAAGGGAGGUCACGACAUCUCCGCACCACCCGCAAUCGGCAGUCGCAGAUUAGGCUUCUUCGUCGUGCGACCGAAGAGAUUGCGCCUGUGUCGUAGUACCGGACACUGCUCUUGGAAAUUUUUCCCGGUGCUGCAUCAUGGUCAGCCGCAUCUCCACCAUUUCUCUCUCAAUAGAAAAAGAAAAUCGCAAUGCAUCCACAGAAGAAAUCGCAGAUUUUGAGAAAGCGAUGGAGAUAUGUGGAAAUGGAAGAUAUCAGUACACUUUUCUGCUGGUUUGCGGUGUGAUGUUCCUCUGCGUCGGCUUUCAAUAUGGUGCAAACGCGUAUAUUUUGCCAUCAGCUGAAUGCGAUCUGCAUAUGGGAUCUGAGGAAAAAGGGUACUUGAACGUUGCCUUUCUCAUGGGUUCAGUAGUUAGCGCCCUUUUCUGGGGAGUCUUUGCGGGUGCCUACGGAAGAAGAAAUAUCCUGCUAUUCUCUUUUUUCUCCGACAGUAUCUUGACGCUAAUCGGGAGCUUUUCGCAAAACUUCAAGCUAUUCCUAAUGUUCAGAGUCAUAAGCGGAUUCUUGAUGGGUGGACCCGGUUCCUUGUUAUACAUAUAUCUCGGUGAAUUUUAUGCAGAGAAGUACAGAGCAAAGAGCAUUUGUUUCAUAGGCUUUUUCUUCACUCUCGCUUGGUUAAUAUUACCUGGCUUGGCAUGGAUUAUCAUACCAUUGCCGAUAUCCUUUGAGUUCUACGGCAUCCGGUACAAUUCUUGGAGAAUGUUCCUUGGCGCUAUUAGCCUGCCAAUUUUCAUUAUAGCUAUGAUAACUCUUAUGUAUCCCGAAAGCCCGAAGUUUCUGGUGUCGCAAGGUAAGACCGACGAGGCUCUCGCGAUUAUGCAAAAGAUUUAUGCGGUAAAUACUGGACGAGAUAAAAGCGAAUUUCCGGUGAAGGAACUCCUUUCUGAUGCCGUGCUCGAACUACAAAAGGACAAGAAAUCAGUUUCCUCGUCGGAAAUAUUAAUGGAAUUGACGAAAAAUAUUUGGUUGCAAUUGCGUACCAUUGCCUCACCACCCUACAUAAAAUAUGGUAUUCUCUUGUGGACGAUUUAUUUCGCGAACAUGUUCGGGUUUUAUGGUUUUAAUCUUUGGACGCCAGAAUUGUUUAAUCGCUUUGAGAGUUAUCAUCAAUUGCAUCCAAAUGAAUCGGUGACGGUCUGUGAGCUAAUAAACAAUAAAAUGUCAUUGAAUUACACUGUUCUGGAAGAAUCAUCUGUCCCUUUGAAGGAUGAGAACACAACGGAAUGUAAACCGCACAUGGACGAACAGGUAUUUAUUAAUUCUCUGAUCAUCAACACCGUUUGUUUAUUCGGCAAUAUCAUUUCCGGAUAUUUGGCAAAUCGAGUUGGUCGUCGAACAAUGCCGGUGGUUACAAUGUUUGUAGCUGGUAUCGCCGGCUUCGGUUUAUAUUUCGUCAAGUCCUCGCUACAGAUCCUCGUAACAGGAUGCAUCUUUUCCAUGAUGAUAUCCACGGGAAAUUUCGUGCUUUCCAGCGUGGCAGUCGACAUCUUCCCCACGCAUGUAUCCGCCGUCGCAGUAUGCAUGAUGGCCUGCUUGGGCAGAUGUGGUGCGAUAGCGAGUAAUCUGGCGUUCGGCAUGCUACUGGAUCUUAGCUGCGAGAUCCCGAUAUUCCUUCUAGGCGGUGUCAGCAUAUUUGGGGGAAUACUAUCUUUUCUGAUUCCAAGCAAAGAAAAGAAAUGAAAAUCAAUAUUAAA
This is a messenger RNA of Nylanderia fulva, 1830 nucleotides long. RefSeq names its product synaptic vesicle glycoprotein 2C. Gene Ontology annotation, biological process: transmembrane transport. NCBI's taxonomy places the organism in Eukaryota, Metazoa, Arthropoda, Insecta, Hymenoptera, Formicidae. Gene Ontology annotation, cellular component: membrane. The record is from RefSeq and is a predicted model, not a curated record. Gene Ontology annotation, molecular function: transmembrane transporter activity.